Diutina rugosa is the source of this 2733-nucleotide messenger RNA. RefSeq names its product glucan 1,3-alpha-glucosidase ROT2 (gene ROT2). Gene Ontology annotation, cellular component: glucosidase II complex. NCBI's taxonomy places the organism in Eukaryota, Fungi, Ascomycota, Pichiomycetes, Serinales, Debaryomycetaceae. Bases 1 to 2733 code for a protein of 910 amino acids. Gene Ontology annotation, biological process: carbohydrate metabolic process; N-glycan processing. Gene Ontology annotation, molecular function: carbohydrate binding; alpha-glucosidase activity. The transcript has a single exon. The record is from RefSeq and is a predicted model, not a curated record.
AUGAAAUUGGUAGUACUAGCGUGGUUCGUGUUGGCGGUGACGGCCGUCAAACACGAGCUUUUCAAGACGUGUGCCCAGCUGGGGUUCUGUACUCGUCAAAGACACUACGCCAACCACGUGUCAACAAGCCACUACGCGAUCGACCCUAAGUCGAUCUCUAUUUCCACCGACAAGGUCGAAGCCCAAUUGAUUAAAAAAUGGCCGGGUCACCUGAUAGCAUUCCCCAUUUCCAUCCACGGUAUUGUGGGUAAUCAAUUACGCGUGAUUAUCGAUGAAGACCGUUCCCUGGCUCAGGGAGAGACGGGGUUGGUGAACCCUCGCAGAUACAAUGAGACGGGAAAAUGGGCCUUCAAUGGGGGUCAAGUGGAGACGCAAGCGUUUAAGCUGGCCAAGGUGCAAAAGAACCAAUUGGUCAUCGAGUAUGGUGAACAUCUGCGGGCAGAAAUCGAUCUCGCUCAGUUUGUCAUUAACUUCUUUUAUGACGGUGAACUCGAGCUUUCAGUUAAUGAAAAUAAUUACUUGAAUAUCGAACACUGGCGGGAAGAGGAUGAAGCCGACGAAGACGGCAACCUCAUGGCUGAAGAAUUGGACUUUGAUUUGUUCCUGGACUCAUUUAAGGAUCUGGCGGCUGACCUGGUGCCAGUUGGUCCCGAACUGGUUGCCCUCGACUUCCAAUUCAAAAAGCAUCAUCACCUUUACGGUAUCCCCGAACACUCCGACCAAUUCAGACUUCCGCUGACCAAAGGCGGUGAACCCUUCCGUCUUUACAACGUUGACAUCUUCGAAUACGAAACGUCGUCGCGUUUGCCCAUGUACGGUCUGAUUCCCUUCGUCAUUGCUCCUGGGUCUCUGUCGGUUGGGGUCUUUUGGGUUAACGCUGCUGAUACCUGGGUCGAUAUUGACUACAAUGACGAAGGAUCGCACACCCAUUUCAUGCUGGAAAAUGGUGUUGUUGAUUUUAUCGUCACUAUCGAGCCGAAAGUUGCUGAUGUUAACCGCCAAUAUGGUAAAGUCGUGGGCAACACCAUGUUGCCGCCGCUUUUCCUGUUGGGGUAUCAUCAAUGUCGGUGGAACUACAACGAUGAAGCUGACGUGCUCGAUAUCAACAGCAAGUUUGAUGAGCAUGGCAUUCCUUAUGAUACUAUCUGGUUGGACGUUGAGUAUGCCGACCGCAAGCACUACUUCACGUGGCAGGAAGACAAGUUCCCCAACCCGGGGAGAAUGGCCCGUAAGCUUGAUCGUAUUGGGCGCCACUUGGUUGUGAUUAUCGACCCUCAUCUUGCCACUGGCUACUUCGCCAGUGAAGAACUCAUUGACGAUGGCCUGGAGAUGAAAAACAGCAAGGGUGAAACGUUCAAGGGUCACUGUUGGCCCGGUGAGCUGGUGUGGGUGGACACGCUUAACCCCAAAGGUAGAGCGUUCUGGGCUUUCCAAUACCAACGGUUUUUGAGCAACUACACCACUAAAAACGUUCACUUUUGGAACGAUAUGAACGAGCCAAGUGUGUUUGAUGGACCAGAAACCACCGCCCCUAAAGAUAAUUUGCACUUUGGCAACUGGGAGCAUCGCUCCAUCCACAACAUUUACGGGCUUACUCUUCAUGAAGCUACCUACCUGACCAUCAAUGAUGGCGAUGAACGUCCCUUCAUUUUGACUCGGCUGUAUUACGCUGGCAGUCAGCGCACGGCUGCGAUGUGGUUUGGUGACAAUCUCCCUACUUGGGAACACUUGCGAACCCUGGUGCUGAUGUUGUUAACGCAUAAUGUCGUUAACUACCCAUUCGUGGGUGUUGACAUUGGUGGAUUUUUCGGCGACCCUCUGCCCGAGUUAUUAACCAGAUGGUUCCAAACCUCUAUUUUCUACCCGUUUAUGAGACAACAUGCUCAUCUUGACACUCGUCGCCGGGAGCCGUGGGUGGCAGGAGGCGUCUACACCGACGCCAUGAGAAACGCUAUCAGAUUGCGGUACUCAAUGCUUCCCAUUUGGUACACUGCAUUCCACCAGCUGGCGCUCACAGGGGUACCGGUGGUGAAGCCGAUGUUUUAUGAGGUCAACGACGACGCCGUGAUGGAGAUUGAAGACCAGUUCUUUGUUGGCGACCUGGGGAUCAUGGCUAAACCGGUGAUGGAUGCUGGUGCCAAUAAGGUGAAGAUGUACAUCCCUCAAGGCCAACACAAGUAUAUCGAUUAUACUGAUGGUGACUUUGGUCUGCUGGUUAAGGUGUAUCAACCCGGUACUACUGCUACUAUCGGUGCCCCCAUCACUUCGAUUCCCAUGGUCGUUCGCCAAGGCCUGGCGUUUUUCCGUAAGCGGAGAUACCGGCGCCUGACGCGGCUUAUGGCCCAGGACCCUUACACCCUCACGAUUGUGGUCGACGAUAACGGCAAUGCCCACGGACGGUUGUACAUCGACGACGGCCACCUGUUCUCAUAUAAACAAGGCGAGUUCCUCGAGUUGGAGGUGACGGCUACCGCUCUGGCCAUCACCGUUGACGUGGUGUCCCAAGACUCGAGUGACGCCAACUACUCGGCACAGCUUGCGGCGAUGGUAGAGAUUGACCAGAUCCAAGUUGUGCUGGCUUCAGGCUUCGCUGAUGUCAGCCUGGUGUCGGCCGACAGCGGUGCCGACACGCACUACGUCAUUGACGGACUGGUGAUGACCAUCACCGCCCAUCACCCCAUCAGCCAAUCGAUGACGUUGACGAUUUCCCGAGACGUUGUUGACGAGCUUUAG